This is a messenger RNA of Strongylocentrotus purpuratus (purple sea urchin), 1439 nucleotides long. Its product is annotated as SH3KBP1-binding protein 1-like. Gene Ontology annotation, biological process: protein homooligomerization. Gene Ontology annotation, molecular function: protein binding. NCBI's taxonomy places the organism in Eukaryota, Metazoa, Echinodermata, Echinoidea, Camarodonta, Strongylocentrotidae. The transcript has a single exon. The record is from RefSeq and is a predicted model, not a curated record. The coding region runs from base 118 to 957 and encodes 279 amino acids.
UUCGUGUCCUGGACAAAUGCAGAUGACAUAUUGGAGGGUAUUGUAUAUAAUGGAGUAGAAUCUAUCGUGCUGUCGCAGCGAAAAGAUCAACAUUAAACAAGGAAGUACCAGUACAAAAUGCUACCACUAAAAAGAAAGAUGGAUUCUGCACGGCAAUCUGACAAUCAAAUUGGUUUGAAUGUUGGCGGCAAGAUCUACCUGACAACUCGGGACACCUUGACGCGGUACCCGAACAGUUUCUUUGCCAUCAUGCUAGACAGUGAUAUCCCUUCUGAUAGAGAUGCCCAAGGAAACUACCUGAUUGACCGGGAUAGCGAGAUAUUUCGCCAUGUCCUGAAUUUCAUGAGGUGUGGCGAACUUGUGCUACCACGGGGAUUUAAUGAGUUCGAUUUACUGGAACGUGAAGCCGACUUCUUUUCGCUCGAGGCGCUUGAAGUGGCGCUAAGAGAAGCUGCAGGUAUGUCGGUGGGAAUUGCGGUUGGUACGGGUGACACCAGGAGCACGUAUAUGAUGACCAGAGAGGCGUUGAUGAGAGAAAAAGAAUCCUUUUUCAUCGACAUGUUGGAUGGAGGGAAGCCAGUUCCAAAAGACACACAAGGCAACUACGUCAUCAGUAGGAAGAAUAGUCUGUUCCAUCAUGUUGCUGACUACCUAGUACGUGGAGGAAUCCUCAAUGACAUCACAUCGAGUGAGCUUCAGCAGCUACGAAAAGAAGCCAAGUAUUUUGGACUGCAAAUAUUGGAACAACACAUCCAAAGCGUUGAGUGCAUGAUAAACUACCGGAGCAUUCCUACCGGUGACACAUUCAUUCAUUUCUUUUAUUCUGAGAAUGGCCCGUGUGUUGCUUAUUCCAGCAAGCUACUUGUGGGUCAUCGAGCCCGCUUAUCAAUCGAAACGCUUUGGAAGGGAUAUGAAAUUGGUAACGAAGUCUAUAUAUGCUGGAGAAGUGGACCCUAAAAUAAUGUGCAAAUUUACAAGUGCAGCCUCUGUUAAGGACUUUUUCUCAACCCUGCAGCCAUUCAUCUCUGUUAAAAUGUCUAAACUAAGCUCCAAUUGUACUCGAAUUAAUGUGCAAAUACACUAAGACCCGAGAAAAGAUCAACAUGGAGUGGUAUGUAUAUCUCAAUCGGUUAUCCUGAGAGCUGUAGCUCUUAGCCCGGCACGCAUGUAUCGGAUAUUUUAAGAUUUCAUUUACCUCAGUCUGCUAAAAGUGCUUAUGAUUUUCUUAGCGUAUAUAGUUUUGUUGCAAAGUAAGAUAAAGUACAUUGUUUUAGUAGUUUUUAUACAGCUUUCGCAGACUUGACAAAAACAAAUAAUAGUAAUAUUAGCUCAUUCUUAUAGCGCUCUUCAGGACUGCAGGCCCUCUCAAAGCGCUUUACAAAUAUAUAUUGUUACCCCUUAAAUUUGCGCUGCAAAUGCAUAAUGGAAUUUGUAUCAUU